This is a messenger RNA of Salpingoeca rosetta, 4888 nucleotides long. RefSeq lists its product as uncharacterized. NCBI's taxonomy places the organism in Eukaryota, Choanoflagellata, Craspedida, Salpingoecidae. The coding region runs from base 22 to 4836 and encodes 1604 amino acids. The record is from RefSeq and is a predicted model, not a curated record. The transcript has 5 exons.
CACGCGACCACAAGCGUCAAGAUGGCGGAACGACUGCGCGUGAAGGUGCAGUGCGGCGACCACCGCAUCCUGGUGGCGGUCGACAGCACCAGCCAGUGUGUUGACCUGCAACAGACGAUCAUGGAUUGGUUCAAGGACAACAUGAACAGAGACUUGGAAGUCGUUGGCAUCACAACAAGUGACGGGUUCAUGGUCGGCAACGGCAUGCGCGUAGGCGACGCCCUGCGCGAUGGCGACGUCAUCACGGCCAUCCUGAGUCGAGCUUCUCGCAAUGUCAGCAUGGAACUGCACGAGGACAUGCUGGCAUCCCCGGCUCCGAAGCGUGCCAAGCUCUCUGAUGAGGCGGGCAAUCCACUCAAUGCCUUGUUUGAAGUGCUGCGUGACAGUCUCUCCAAGUCCAGUGGCUCAUUCCCUGCUAGCGGUGCCAGCAACGGCAAUAACAAUGACAGCAUGGUCUCCACCAUCGCCUCUGCUUCAAUGCUCGCUGACACGCGCGCGGAGCUGCCUGCAACUUCCACUCCAGCACCGCAAGCAACAUCCAAGCGUACACCCUCAACCACCGCAGCCAGCGGCAACACCACCAUCACCGACACCACCAACGCGGGCGUUGCACCAUCCGCCGCAACCGCUCGCGACCACGCCCCCUUUACAUCCACUCCGCUUGCAUCCUCCCCCGCAGCCAGCGCCAGCCCCCAGCGCACUGCCACAGCCGCAAACGGGGUGAAGAAGGCCGUGCUGAGCACCACCACGUCCAAGAAGGCGGCAGCAACAACAAGUGCAACAACAGCAACAAAAGCAGCUGCGGCCAAGACGGUGUCGAUUACAGCCAGCAGCACCAGCAGCACCAGCAGCGCCAGCAGCGCCAGCAGCACCGCCACAUCGACCACGGUGCCAGGCACAUCCGCCUCAAGCGCCGUUGCAAAGGGCCGCAGCAGGAGCAGCAAGGAGGGGAAUGUGGACAGGAAGGAGGAAGACGCGCUGAAGAGCCGCGUGCUGGCACACAGCGACCGCGAGAGCACACGGCUGGCAGGGAAGGCACGCAAGGAGAAGGCGCAGCACAAGACAAAGACUAUCACGACCGCCGAUGCGACAGCAACAACACCAGCAACAACACCAGCCACAAAAAAAGCAGUAACAGCGCCAGCAGCAGCAACAACAAAAACAGCAACCCCAGCAACAGAGCAGCAGCAGAAGAAGCAAGAGGAGAAGGAGAAGGAGAGGAAGAAAGCCAUGCAGGAGAAGGUUGCCAAGGCGGCGGAAGCACAGCGACGCAAGCAGCUCACGGACAUGGAACGCGCAACAACAGGGGCCGCGGCAGCACUCAGGCUCACACAGGCGAAGCGUGGCCAUGCAAAACCCACGACACCAGCCACUUCCACCACGGCAGAAGCACCGUCGACAGGUGCGCCCGCAUCCGCGGCAUCUCCUUCAGCUCCUGCUGCAAAGCGCAGCAAGACGACCAGCAGCGCGUCGCCCGCCGCUGCUGUCACGACUUCGGCAACAGCGACAGAUGGAGACGCAAAGGGUGGUACCGAAAAGGUCACAGCUGCAGCAGCGGCGCACAAGAAGGACGACAAGGUGGACAAGGCAAGCAAAGGUGCCAGUAAGGCGGGCACGAGCACAGCAACUGCAGCAAGCACAGCCGCACCGGCCAAGGACAAGGCGACCGAGAAGACAGCUGGGGCCAACGGCAAAGGUGACAAGGUCGACAAGACGGCUGAGAAAGCCGCCGCAGCAUCGACUCCGGCCAAGGACACACCCAAGACAAAGGCGAGCACUGCCGCUUCCACCACUCCCAAGACCGCCGCCGCUUCUGCUGCUGCGGCAACGAAGAAGAAGCAGCAGCAGCAGCAGUUGAGGAAGGGAAAGGGUGAGGAACAGUCCAGCAACAGCGGAAGUGAGAGCGAAAGUGGCAGCGGAAGUGAGAGCGGAAGUGAGAGCGAAAGCGGCAGUGGCUCGUCUAGUGGCAGCGACAGUGGUUCAAGCAGUGGCAGUGACAGCGACAGUGGCAGCAGUGCCGACAGUGAUGCCGAGGAGAAAACAACCAAGCAGCAGAGGCAGAAGCUGACGAAGAAGAAGUCUGCUGCCCAGACCACCACGAGCAAGGCGGCUGCCACCACUGCAACGACGCCAGCAAGCAAGAGUAUUAAGGCCGCAGCGCCAAGUAAGGCAGCCGAGGCGACGUCAACAACCAGCAAGGCGGCAGAAGCAAGCAAGGCUACAGCAAGCAAGGCGACAGCAGCAAGCAAGGCGGCAGAAGCAGAGGAGGUGUCCACGUCCACCUCCACGAGUGCAGCGGCGACCCCAAGCAAGGCUGCGCGCGGGCGCACGCUUGGAGUGGGCAAGAUGCGCGUUGGGCGGACGUCAGCUGCUGGUGGUGAGACGAAGAGCACGACGGAGAAGACCCAAGCAGAGGAGCUGUCAGAGAAAACAAACAAGGCGGAGGAGAAGAAGGACAAGAAGGCGGGGGAGGAGGAGAAGCAAGAGAAGCAAGAGGCGAGGGGAAAAGAGAAGGGGAAGGAAAAGGAAAACGAAAAGGAGGAAGACAAGGAAGAGAAGAAGGACAAGGAAAAGGAAAAGGAGGAACAGAAGGAAGAGAAGAAGGAGGUUCAGAAGCAGAAGCAGGCGAAGGACAUGGCCGAAGACGGGGAGAAGAAGAGCAAGGCUGGGGAAAAGACCAAAGCAGCAGCAGCAGCAGCCAUCAGCACUACCGAGGCCGACAAGAAGGGGGCGGCGACAACAACUGCUGCAAAGUCCACCAAGAAAGACAAGGCCGCAAGCGAGGAUGCCGGACAAGCGGAUGGCGAUGGCGACGAAGGCGACAGUGAGGGCAGCGAGGACACUGGCGUUCUGACCCAGGCACCAGCCUCAACCAAGAAAACAGUCACCACACCAAAGCGUGUCACCCGCAGCAGCGCAAGGCGGCAAAAGGCGCAGGACAAGGCCAGUGCCAAGAAGAGCGCCAAGACGACAGCAGCAGCAGCAAAUGUUGCGGGCAGCGGGAAGGCAGACAAGGCAGACGAUGGUGCUGACAGCGGUGAUGCUGAAGAGGAAUCGUCCUCGCCCGCUGAGAGGGCUGCUGACGAGGCGAAGAAGGGCGGCUCGAGCACCCCGCUGCAAGGCGACAAGCAGAAGAAGGAGGAGAAGGAGGAGAAGGAGGAGAAGGAGGAGAAGGAGGAGAAGGAGGAGAAGGAGGAUGACAACGAGGGGAAGAAGGAGAAGGAUAAGGUGUCGGUUGCAAAGAAGAGCAAAGGUGGCAAGAAAGCAGAGGAGUCAACAACCAUGGAUACAGCUGCUGAUUCCGAGCAGGAGGAAGAGGAGGAAGAAGAAGAGCAAGAAGAGCAAGAAGGAGCCCGCCAAAGCACAGCCGCUUCCCGGUCGAAGGAGCGCGCUGGGAAAUCCACUAGUGCCGCGGGUGCUGCUGGUGACGGCGAUGAUGGCGAUGAUGUCGAGGGCGAGGGUGACGAGGAGAAGCAGGAGUCGAGCAAGUCCAUCCACAGCGUGGUUGCCAUGGAGGACAGCGAGGCCGAGGAUGACGAGGACAACGAGGCGGACGAGGGCAAGCAGCCGCAGCAGGAGACAAUGGACCUGUUUGGGGACAGCGGUGCUCGAGAUGGCGACAGCAGCAGCCCCGUCAUUGAUGAUGGCGAUGAUGACGAGAUUGCUCGCUUCGGCACGGACUCGGACUCGGAGGGCUCUGGCCAGCGCACAAAGCGAGACGAGGAUGCCGACGAAGAUGACGAGGAGGAUGAGCAGCAAGAGAUGGACCAGGAGAAGGACGAAGAUGGCGAGGAGGAGGAGAAAGGCAAAGAGGAGAACGAGAAGGACGCAGACGAAGGCAAAGAGAAGGCGGCAGGGCAGCAGCUGCGAAAACAGCGCGCGAAGAAGCCACAAGAGGGCAAGACCAGCGGCAAGGCAAAGGCGAAGACUGCUGCCGCUACUUCUGCUACUUCUGCUACUGCUACUGCUGCGGCGACGAAGCUUACCACACCGUCGAAAGACAAAUCGAGCAAGAAAGCUGGUGCGACAUCCUCAUCUUCCAAGGCGGCUGAGCGGCCCAAGCCUUCCGCUGCUGCUGCUGCUGCUGGUGGUGGCGGUAGCGGCGGCAGCAGCAAGAAGACAAAGGACACGGGAAGAAGAGGUCGAAAGCGCGCAGACGACGCAGACAGCGGGGCGUCGAGCGACGAAGCCGUUGAGGACAGCGAGGGGGGAGAAGGGCCGGAGAGCCCAGACCUACUGAUGGGCCGGUUCUCGCAGUCCCUGCCCAUGACUUCGACUGGUGGUGUUGAUGCGGAUGCUGAUGGCGAUGCUGACAAUGUUGAUGAGCAGGGCGAGAAGGGCAAGGGUGCUGGCACGAAGACCGCCGCAGCGCCAGCAGCCAAGACGCCUGCGAAGAAGAAAGCAGCUGCGGAGCCCAAAGCGGCAAAAGCGACGAGCAAGAAGGCGGCAGCGCCCGGAAGAGAGGCGGUGAUGGCGACGGGCGCGGACACGCCGGGGGAUGACGGGUCAGUGAAGAGGAAGAAGCGGAUUGUGCGUCGAAUCGUUCGUCGCAAGGGUGCUGCUGGCCAGGAGGAGGGCAAGGGCGAGGGUGCCGGGGCGGACGCCACGACGACCACCACCAGGGUGGAGAUUGUGACUGAUCCUGUGACUGGGAAGAAGACAAGGAAACGUGUGGUGGUGCGCAGGGUGAAGAAGGGAGCGGUGGGCGCGACCGGUGGUGGUGCGGAUUCCGAGGCCAGCAGCGAGGUUGACACGCCAUCCUCCGGCAAGAAGAAGCGCAAGGUGGUGGUUCGUCGUGUUGUGAAGAAGAAAAAGGCGCCCGCCACUUCCGAGUAGUUAGUUGCCUUGUGUGUGUGUGUGUAUGUGUGUGUGUGUGUGUGUGUGUGUG